AUGUCGAAUAAUACCCAUAAUGUCCACCUGCUCGAGUUCGUCGCACAAAAGCGCUUUCAUGAGCGGAUAGUUCUGCCUGCUACUGCGAACCAUGGGCGUCUUGCGGUUACCUAUGCAGACAUCGGACCCCGGACAACGAAGGAUGGCUCACCCACCCCGACUAUGCUGCUGAUUCAGGGAAUGGCAGGAUCCCGGCUAUGGUGCUGCCAGAAAGACCAUCUCGCUAACAAACUGGAGGUCAGAAUGAUCUCCAUCGACCGACCCGGCAUUGGCGGUUCAACUCGGGUUCCCCCUGGACAGCGAGUCCAAGUAUGGCUGGAGACAGUGUCAGCGGUGUUGAAACAUCUAUCCAUUAAGCACGUCGUCCCUAUAUCUCACAGUGCCGGCACUAUCUACAUCUUGAAUUUGUUGAUGCAUCGACGCGACCUGCUGUACCCGAAAAGGCCAAUGGCAGUACUGAUGGCACCGUGGGUGGAGCCCGAACACUCGGACGUUCUCUCCUUACAAAUGGCCAGGAUGAUCCCUACUGGCGUUCUGAAACAAUGGAACAAGGUGAUGAAAUUCGUAGUCACCAAAGCAGUCCCUUCGCUCUGCUCGAGCGUGGAAGUCCUCGCCUCGAUGGGCGGCAGUAUUCCCCGGGCGUCCAAAGAAGACAUUGAGCACCGUGAACCAAAUCUUACUGCAGAUGAAUUGGACCCACGGACCGCCGAGGAGUUGGAGAACUUAUGCAUCGAGUAUAUUUUCCUGGAGGAUACCACAGGAAUGAAUGAUGAGGCUGUUGUCUGCUUGAAGAAGACAACCGGGUUGUGGGGAGUCUGUGAAGAUCUCCCAAUCUAUAUCCGAUGGCUGGUGCGGGCAGAACAGUGGUACCAACCAGGCCACCCGGAGGUGAAGCAGCCUUUGCAGAUCAGGGCCAUUUUUGCAGAGAAGGAUGGGAUGAUUGGACCCAAGGGACAGAAAUACUUCGAGGACUGCUUCGCCAGGUCCGAUCUCCACGGAGUGGUCUCGUUUGAAUCGGUGAUGGAGAAAGGGACGGGACAUGACACGCUCUGGGGCUUGGACACUGCAUUAUUGAAGACUCUGAGAGAUAUUCAAGACACGCUCUCUCAGUAGGUUUGCCCUUGGAUCUUUUGCGUGCUGGUAGCAUUGCAUGGGGCAUCCCCAAACAGCAGGGCUUCCCAUCCGAAUAUCCGAGAAUGG
Molecule: messenger RNA, 1200 nt
Organism: Aspergillus vadensis CBS 113365
Lineage: Eukaryota; Fungi; Ascomycota; Eurotiomycetes; Eurotiales; Aspergillaceae
Product: alpha/beta fold hydrolase
Exons: 3
Coding region: 1-1113 (370 amino acids)
Source: RefSeq, a predicted model, not a curated record